Messenger RNA from Temnothorax curvispinosus, 667 nucleotides. RefSeq names its product para-nitrobenzyl esterase-like. NCBI's taxonomy places the organism in Eukaryota, Metazoa, Arthropoda, Insecta, Hymenoptera, Formicidae. The record is from RefSeq and is a predicted model, not a curated record. The transcript has 3 exons. The annotation marks the transcript as partial.
CUACGCAACAAAGAUUGUCAGUCCGCUCGUCAGUAUUCCAGCGUAUCCAACAUGGACAACAGCAGAGUCGAAAUAUGCGUGCACGAGGGAAAGUUAAUUGGUAUUGUAGAAAAAGGUGUUUACGGUGACUACUACACCGCCUUUCGAGGAAUACCAUAUGCGAAACCGCCAAUUGGAGAACUUAGAUUCAAAGAUCCGGUACCAGCGGAACCAUGGUCCGGUGGUAGAGACGCCUCAAAGUACGGAAAUGUCGCUGUUCAAUUGAAUGAUUUCACACGCGAAAUUAAGGGUGAUGAAGAUUGUCUCUAUUUAAAUGUGUACACGACGAAAAUUGAAUCCUUAAAAAAACGUACCGUUAUGGUAUGGAUACACGGCGGUGCCUUUUAUACGGGUUCUGGUGAUGCAUCCUUCUAUGGCCCCGAUUACAUCGUGCAAAAAGACGUAGUUUUGGUUACCUUGAAUUAUAGACUAGGCGUUCUAGGUUUCCUAAACCUUAACAACAAAGUGGCAACGGGUAAUCAAGGUCUGAAGGAUAUAAUCAUGGCGUUACAAUGGGUCCAGAAAAAUAUAUCAAAAUUCGGUGGAGACCCAGAAAAUGUCACUAUCUUCGGUCAAAGUGCUGGUGGAGUCCUCGUACAUUGUCUCACUCUGUCUCCAUUAGCUAAAG